Messenger RNA from Entamoeba invadens IP1, 513 nucleotides. RefSeq lists its product as hypothetical. The record is from RefSeq and is a predicted model, not a curated record. Bases 1 to 513 code for a protein of 170 amino acids. The transcript has a single exon. Lineage: Eukaryota; Evosea; Mastigamoebida; Endamoebidae.
AUGCAAAACCCUUUAAGUCUUAAAGAGAACGAAUCAAAAAUAAUAGAGAGAGCAACCUAUAAGAAAAUAAAAGGAAUUUUAUUCGACAGUUUUGGAAAGGACAAUUUUGAUAUUCACACAUCCACCCUCAACAAAAAGCUUUUGGGAGAGGACAACUUUUGUAUUAUAUUUGAAGACAACAGUUCUUCCAAAUUUGGAAUUCAUAUCACACAAAAAGUUACAAAACAACGACAAUGGAUUACUGAUGACAAAGCGAUGAUAUUUAAAAUCACAACAAAUGGGUGUGAGGAUCUUCAUCGAUACAAACUUGACAAGAAGUAUAGCAAUAUGGCUUUUUAUUUGCCAAGCAAAGAUGAUGAAGAGCUCUUGUUGUGUGGAUAUGAUGAUUUGACUAUUUACAAAAAUCGAAACAAACCUGUUGAUUGUGACGGCUAUUAUUUUGGUAUUGACAGAUAUUUAUUUAACGGAAACAUUUUUUAUCUACAUCGAAUGAUAGUGGUGAAAUUACAAUGA